Messenger RNA from Candida albicans SC5314, 381 nucleotides. RefSeq lists its product as uncharacterized. The transcript has a single exon. NCBI's taxonomy places the organism in Eukaryota, Fungi, Ascomycota, Pichiomycetes, Serinales, Debaryomycetaceae. The record is from RefSeq and is a predicted model, not a curated record. The coding region runs from base 1 to 381 and encodes 126 amino acids.
AUGGCCGCCAAAAUAUGGGCUGGCGUAAUAGCAGGAAACUCAUCGACCCCAGACUCGAUCAAAAAUGCUUUAAACCCACGCACACCCAUUCGAAUCAACGGUUUCAAAUCGUACAAAUUAUCAGGGAUCAACCCGCCCCAAAACCCCACAUCAACCCACGUCUGGCCCUUGGCGGCAUUAAUUUUCAAGUUAAAGUUGGCAACAGUAGUGGUAGGAGGAAUGGCAUUCAACGGCAUAUCAAUCACAGUAGUGACACCUCCCGAUGCAGCAGCUUUGGUCCCAGUUUCAAACCCUUCCCAUUCAGUUCUACCGGGCUCGUUCAAGUGGACAUGUGCAUCAACUAGCCCAGGCAUAAUCACUGCUGGCGUAACAUUUCUAUAG